AUGGUCUCCGAUGGUUGUGCGGUUUGUGGAGAUCGAGUGAAUGGAGCGAGAUAUGGAGCGCCUGCGUGUCUCGGAUGUAUCGUGUUUUUUCGCCGAGCUGUCAUCAAAGAGGCAAAAUAUCGAUGUAUGAAAGGACAAAACUGUGAAAUCACUUUUUCAUCUCGAUGCAUUUGUCGGUGUUGCCGUUUGUCGAAAUGUCUCCACGUUGGGAUGAGACCGGAUGCAAUUCAACGCCGCGAUGUGAUGGGUCCGCGAAAACCGAAAGAGAAAAAAAAGAGAGGGUGGAGAUGGGGAAAUCCGGGAAUUGUUCCACAGACCAUCAACAUCGACAUCACAGACGGCAAUGAGUGGAAGGAAUUCACCUCCAAAGCCGGAAUGCUUAUCUGUUGCCAAGAGCCGCUCACAAGGCUCACUUUUGCUGCCUAUGAUGCGGGAAUUGAUGGGAAAGAUGAGCUCUUUGAUCAAGUUGAAAUUCGGUUACAUCCUGGUGGAUCGGGGCCACGGCGAGCUAGACGACACGAUGUGAAUGCAAUGUUGAGAUGCGGAUUGAUGGAUGCGGCCGAAUGGGGACAAGCGUUUAAAGAAUUCGCUUCACUUAACACACAGUCAAAGCGCCUCAUCCUACAAGAUUUUGGUUUCGCGAUGAUGCUCAUUGAUCAAGGAUAUCAAACGAUUCAACAAGAUGAUCUCGAGCUCUGGAUUCUCCAAAAUGGCACUUAUAUGUGCCCAGAUUACACCCGCGGUUUACCCACACACGAACUACCCCUUGUUGAUAAGGAUAAAGCAAAACUACACCCGUGUUUUGUCGCCGAGGCUAUCAAAGAUGUUGGUCGACCGAUGCGUGCCUUGAAAGUUGAUGAGUACGAGUGUGCUGUGCUCAAAUCAAUCAUUCUUCUAUCAUAUCGUAACCAUUUCACGGAAAAACAUCGGAAAUCAGCAUUCAGUCUUCAAACGAAACUCAUCAACGAAUUAAUGGAUUACAGUAAAGCAAAAGAGGGAGACAAAGCGGCAGAGAGAUUGGGAGCAAUUCUGCUCUUGACAACGAAUAUCCGGUGCAGUGUUUAUUGGGCCUAUACGCACACUCGAAUGCACGAUGUUUUCGGGAUGAUGAUGUUCGAUCCACUCGUUCGCGAUGUUUUCCUCACA
Mesorhabditis belari is the source of this 1146-nucleotide messenger RNA. The record is from the annotation of a GenBank genome assembly. Lineage: Eukaryota; Metazoa; Nematoda; Chromadorea; Rhabditida; Rhabditidae.